Caenorhabditis elegans is the source of this 1810-nucleotide messenger RNA. It is a transcript of the gene eya-1, whose product is annotated as Protein phosphatase eya-1. Bases 119 to 1630 code for a protein of 503 amino acids. The transcript has 9 exons. NCBI's taxonomy places the organism in Eukaryota, Metazoa, Nematoda, Chromadorea, Rhabditida, Rhabditidae. The record is from RefSeq and is marked reviewed. Gene Ontology annotation, molecular function: protein tyrosine phosphatase activity. Gene Ontology annotation, cellular component: nucleus. Gene Ontology annotation, biological process: positive regulation of DNA-templated transcription.
ACAAAUACAUCAGAGUCAGUCUCUCCCUGCUUCUGCGUGCCAGUUGCUCAAAUUUUUGCUCAACAAUUUCCAAAUCUAUAUAUCUGAAAUUGUUCGCAAUUCCUGAAUCAAAAAAAAAAUGCUUCCAGAUUCUGAGGGUCAAAAACUAAAAACCUUCCUGCUGGGCACCGGGACGACAUUGGAUCCCUCGCUUGACCCAACCGGGAAUUCGAAUUUCUCAAUGGCCACCACAUCAGAUUCCUCCACGAUUUGGACGGCCCUACCGGCUAGCCAGCCAGGUGAUAAGGAUAUCCCUACAGUUGAUCUUGCAGCUAUUUCCGAGGCCUACGGUUCCACCUCUUCCACAACCUCCCUUACAUCAUCAGUAACAUCUCAAUACCAAUACAACUCCUAUCCUCAAUACGCAAUGUACACCUCUGCAAAUCCUGCCAACUACUAUCAGCAGGUGACUGCAAACCUGCGUGCCGGCACCACAGCCUUCCCAUACUCGCUGACAACGCCCUCGUAUUACGGAAGUUAUCCGGUAGAUUACACAUCGGCGGCGGCGGCAUAUCAGAACCCCUACUACACAAAUCUCCGUGGAGGCACCGCUGCUCCGUACUACAACCCGCUGAAUGCGACAACGGCAGCUGCUUAUGCGAGUGUAGCCAGCUCGGUCUUGGGAACAGAUGCCGUCAACCUCGGAACUUCAUCAGAUGGCUCGACAGGUGUCCCGUCAACAGUCACAAGCUUCAGCCUAAAGGAGAAAAAACCGAAGGUCUCCAAGAAAAAGAAGACGGGCUCCUGCUCCCCAGGCGAUGAGACCUACGCGAGAGUCUUUAUUUGGGAUAUUGACGAUAUUGCGGUGAUUUCCCGGAACUACCUGGCAUCUGUUACUCAUACUAAUGAAUUUUAUGCAAGAGCCGCGAAUAGUGUCUCACAUUUGAUGGAGAGAAUCGCUUUGAACAAUUUUGCAGAUGUUAAUGAGUUCCUAGAAGGUGACAUCACCAAUAUCGAGGACGCCGUCGUGGAUGAAACCACCAUGGACUCGGGACCAAUCGAUAAUCUACGUGGACUUGACGUUAUGCGACGUGUCGCACCAAAAUAUUCAGCUUUCCGGCAAUUUUACACAGAAAAUUCGACAAAAAAUGACGUGGCUGGGUUUAAGCAGGAGCAGAAUGGAUUUAAUUUUGAGCUCCUGGAACGCGUCGGAUUUGGAGCCCGUGAGGCCACAGAGCUCUACCAGUCUGCAAUCCAGCUCCAGACCCUCCCCAAUUUCGGUCAACGCUGGCCAUGUGCUCAGCGUUGUAUGGACCUUGUAGUGGAAAAGUCGAAGCUCUCAGCUGAAAAAUACGCGAAUGUAGUGCUCUCCAACGACGGACUUGUGCUCGGAGCUGCUCAACUGAUGAUCUCAGGGCUCAACUCUUCGGUGCCUGUGGAGAAUAUCUACUCGAUAUCGAAACAGGGGAAGGAGUCGGUUUUCGAGAAGAUUCAGUCGAGAUUCGGGAAGAAGUGCAGUUUUAUAUGCAUUACUUCUGGGGAUACGGCAAAUUCUGCUAAGAGGCUUAACAUUCCCGUAUGGCCACUCAACUCCAAUACGGACCUCGACAAGCUUUACAGUGCUCUGGACAACUUUUUGUUGGGCGGAUAAUUCCAAUAUCUUCAAUUAACAAUUUAAAACAAUUUUCGGGUCAAUUGAUAGUUUUACCUUGUUCCAGUAUUUGUAUUUAUUCAGAUCUUCUAUUUAUUUUUUGUAUUAUUCUUUGUGAAUGAAGCCAAUUUUUUGAAUUCCACUUUUAAAAAUUCAAAAAAUUAAAAAAAAAAAAAAAAA